This is a messenger RNA of Ostertagia ostertagi, 1194 nucleotides long. Lineage: Eukaryota; Metazoa; Nematoda; Chromadorea; Rhabditida; Trichostrongylidae. The record is from the annotation of a GenBank genome assembly.
AUGUCAUUAUUUAACCGCUUGUUCCGCGGGAAGAAGUCUGUGAACAAAGAAAAUGAGCAGCCCACAGAGCUAGAUCGGGAAGUGGCAUACCGGCGCUCACUGCGACUGUCAUCUAGUCGUGGACCAACAAAAGGAGAACGAGCUCGAUUCCACGAGGACAUACCUGCAACCGCUCCUUACCACACAGUGACGGCUCCUAGACUUCAUAAAGGGCCACUGAGUUGUCCUGGCGGGUAUAAAGAGAGCUAUCGUAGUGAUGCCAUGGAUCGCUCUUUUGAGACAGAAGUUCGGCCUAAUCGGGAUAGAAGAGAUCGUGAUCGACCCGAAGACCAAGGCCGAAAGUACAGGAGACAAAGAACACACUGGGACACAUCUGAAUACGGUAGCGGUGAUCCUUCUCCUCUAGGCAACUAUCCAAAAGCCAGUGCUCAUUAUAGUGAGGACUUAGAAGAGUCUGACGAUCAAGAGUGGAAUAUGCACGACAAGUUGCUGCAACUUGAUAAUAACUGUAGAAGAUUCAUGCGAAAAUAUAAGCACGCCGAAGAGCGUCAUAUGUAUUACAAAGCAGAAUGGCGGAAAAUAUACAAGGCCAAAGAGGAAUCUGAAAAUGUGUUUUUACGACAAAUUGAACAGCUCACAAGGCAGCAUGAUAGGGAUACUGAAAAGAUUCGAAAACUCGAGGCGGAGCUCGCUCAAUACCGAUUCGGUCACUUAUCGGGAUCAAACGCAUAUCAUUUCGCUAUGCCUUUAUCUUCUCAUGCUCAAAAUAGAAGCUCUUUAAUGCCAUCUCUACCACCACUACCAAGUAGUACCGCAACACCUUCCACCAGCGCCGUCGAGUCUAUCACUGGAGCUGGUGAAGCUUUAACGGAACAAGCCGACUUAUCUAUGCUCCGGCCACUCCAGUUCGAUUCAUCCUUUGUCAAUCGUCAAGUUCUAGAUGACAUGGAUGAAACGAAGAAUUUCCGCGCAUUAGCUGUAGACGAUAGUGAAAGCUUUCUAUCUGGAAUGGAAGCUCCCCGUGAUACCCAAGUCGAAAAGGCUGUAAACCGAACAGCUGAAGAGGAUGUGAUCUUAGAUGAUGGGUAUGGAACAACGUCUGACAAUGCCGCAACUAAGGGAGCUGACUGCAGCUCGUGUAAGAAAAUUAACGGUGCAGUUGAUUGUUCGAACAAAGCACCUAAUCAAACGUAA